AUGUGGAUGGUCAAAUUCAGUUGUGGCAACACCAAUCUGGAGCGCAUUCCUUCUCAAGAUGUUAUCGAUUUGGAUAUUACCUAUAAUCAGGACGAAGAGUCCAGAUUCGUAUCGAUCAAUAAUGGAGUGACUGUUAUUCGUUUUUUCAACCAAGGAAGGAGUGAAUCGAAGACUUCUUUCAAGUAUAAUUCGUUUGUACCCUUGUUAACCCUUUUUUACCGCAGAAUCCUCCCCCGGGUGCGAAUAGAUCUGGAUGGUACGUUAGGAGAGCAAUCCCUCUACCCUUUUUCGCAUUACCUAUCGAAUCGCGUUCGAGACGUUCUGCAUCAGCUUCCUAUUGCCACUAUCAAUGCUCCUCCGAUGCUUAAUCCGCUCCACCAAAGCUGUUCCUCCUAUCUCUCCUCUCUGCCCCUCAUUUCGCUCUCUUCCACUGAGGAAUGUUCGAUUUGCGAAACCGAAUACGCGCCCAACGACGACAUCGUGAAGCUCCCGUGUGGUCAUGCAUUUCAUCUCGCCUGUAUCUCCACCUGGGGCGAAAAACACAACAGCUGUCCGCUUUGUCGUUCCGUGAUCCAGCCCCCAGGGCACAUCCCAGCCAGACCGGCAAUCGAAGCGGAUCCUCGCUUGGAAGCGCAAAUCGAGCUGCGUAGUGAAGAAUUGGAGCGUCAAAUCGACGAUCGAAUUUCGGAGUUGGAACGCGAAGUGGAGACGCUGACCGACGCACUCGAUGAGCUGAUUCAACGCCGAGACGACGAUCUAGCAUCGUUAGAAGAUGAGAAGGGGAGACUGCUCGACUUCUUGGAGAAUCGGCGGGACUUUCUGGAAGAACGCGUGAGCUGUGUGGAGCAGGAGCGCGAUCAGCAGAUCGAAGGAUUGUGGGACGAGAAGAAUUGGUUGCAGGAGAGUCUGUUGCUACAGCAAGAUAAUUUGCUUCUAGAUAUGGAUAAUAAGCGAAUGUUGUUUGAAAUGGAAGUGGAUAGGCGAUGGGAGAAUGAUGAAAUGGCGAGAAACGAAGCGUUGAAUCAGUUUAACGCGAAGCAGCAAGCUCGUUUGGACGAAUUCAAUUCGAUGAUGGAGAAGCGGCUGAAGGCGUUCGAUGCGAAGAUCGAGGAGGUGAAAGAGUCGUUCGAUUCGCAGAUCAAAACGCAGAGAAGAGUGUUUGAGUCAGAAAGGCGAUACUGGAUAAUUUUGAGGAGCAAAAGCAAGCGUUGGAGAGUCGGAAGAGAUCGUUUGAAGCGGAGAUUCGAACGCAACAAAUGGCGAAGUUGA
Molecule: messenger RNA, 1269 nt
Organism: Blastocystis hominis
Lineage: Eukaryota; Bigyra; Opalinata; Blastocystidae
Exons: 6
Coding region: 1-1269 (422 amino acids)
Source: RefSeq, a predicted model, not a curated record